CAUCAAAUACGGAGACAAGAAUUCUGCUCUGCCUCUCACCGUCCUCUUUCUCUUUCUCUCUCUCUCUCUUGCUCGGCGGAAUCCCUCUGUCAAUCUGCAGAGGCUUUCGUGGCGUCAACGACGAGCGGAAGCCCCUUUUCUGUUUUUUUCCCGCCAUUUGAGAGAGAGAGAGAGAGAGAGAGAGGAACGAACCGGGAGGGGAAGAAUUCCGGUGCACCGGAGAGAGAAGGGAAGGGAAGAAGAAAGAGAGGUUCGAAUCGGAUCGGAAAAGGAAGGAAAUUGAGGUGGUCGGGUGUUGCUUUUGUUGUUCGAUCUCCUGGGCGAAUGCAGGUUCCUUGAUCCGCGUCGCUCUGUUGCGUUCGGAUCUCCCUAGCAGAUCAGGGAUCGGAGCGGCGCGGAACUAAGCGUGGAUUUCAUAAUUGUUUCGGCCUAUUUCGCUUUUUGAUCCUUGGGAGUGACUGCUCUCCUGUUCGCGACAUUGCACAUUAUCUCGAAGAAGCUAAGGCGAGGAGAUUUUGGUGCUGAAUUACGGUUUCGAAUACUGAACAUUGCUGCAGAAUUUUGUUAAUCUGAAGGAAUUAUGUGAUUCCAGGUCCCGCCUUCUUCCCUUCUUCUGCACAGAGGUCAAAUUCCCCAGAUUAUUUGAGGAUUUGUGAGAAGAAGGGAAGACCAGCUCUUCGCUAUUAAUUCACGGUCUUUGCCUGCCAUCGAGGAGUUGAUAUAUCUGUGGAAUAUUCACAUUUGUUUAGCGUCGAUAAUCAUCCAAUUUCAGGGGAUUGAGGAAGUUGCGUUUUUGCGCAUGCUCGUGGAAACCUUUUGAUUACAGGGGUUUGCAGCCUUGGAAUCCAAGUUAAUGCUUCAUCUCUUGGUGGAGCCUUGAUUCUGCUUUUCUUCAUCGUAUCUGCUACAGGACUGGAGUUCCGAGGACUCACUCUGUAGGAGAUCGAUUGUGGCAGUUUGUGUUUUUUCCAUAUUUACUUAGGUGAAUGAGCUGACCGGUUUGGAAAAUUGUUAUUCUUUUGGAGGUCUUGGAGACCUAAAAUGGGUAGCUAGAUGGUAUGGGUCACCGUUGCUUCCCAAGGAAACUUCAAAUUCCUUCGGCUAAUUCAUUUUGGCCGAGGAUAGAAGGCGAAGAGAUUUGUUCGGGACCUCCUUUCUUCUUAAAAUUUGGAAUAAAGCAACAGUUGUAAUCGUAAAGCACAACAUAAUCAGUCAUGGAUGGGCACUUGAGAUAUUAUGAACCCUGACCAGCCAUUGUUAUGCUCUGACUGUAGUACUGAUCCCUCUUCUGAUACAUCUCUUUCUUCUUUGAGACCUGGUUCUUUUGGUUGCCUCUGCCGGCUUGCUUCGCACUCAUAUUCCAAGGUAGCCUCUUCAUUCUCUGAUACUGAAGACACCUUCAGCCAUUUUGUCAAUUCGGCAGGGUCCAGACCAAGGUUCACUUCGUUGGAUUCUCAUUACUUUCACGGUUCUGUCUUCGGAUGCUCUUCGAAAAAGGUUGUUAUGGAAACAAAUCAUUCCUCGAGUGAAGUAACCAAGGGCUCCUUCGAAAUAUCUGGACCUGCACGGUACAUGUCACAUGAGAGGAGAGCUUCUGUUUCAGGCAUUGAGAAGUCAAGAUCUCAGAGGAUCCGACAUAAGAGCCUUGAAGUCUUUGAGUUUCUAUCUUCCGAAGAGAAUGCCCGAACGAUUUAUAUCAAUGACCCAAGGAAGUCAAAUGACAAGUAUGAAUUCACAGGGAAUGAGAUUCGGACCAGCAAAUAUACUGUGAUCACAUUCCUACCCAAGAACUUGUUUAUUCAGUUUCAUCGAUUGGCGUACCUGUACUUUCUAGCGAUUGCUGCUUUGAACCAGCUUCCACCCCUUGCGGUGUUUGGGAGGACUGUAUCUCUCUUUCCUCUUCUCUUUGUUUUAUUUGUUACAGCCAUCAAGGACGGGUAUGAAGAUUGGAGAAGGCAUCGCUCGGACAGAAAAGAGAAUAACCGACAUGCCGAUGUUCUUCAAGGUGCUUCGUUCCAGGCAAAAAAAUGGAAGAAAAUACAGGUUGGCGAGGUUUUAAGAAUUAAAGAGGACGAGACUAUACCGUGUGAUAUGGUUCUUCUUCGAACAAGUGAUCCAAGUGGUGUUGCCUAUGUUCAGACAAUGAACCUUGAUGGUGAGUCGAACCUGAAAACUAGAUAUGCACGGCAGGAAACUACAAUGAUGGAUUUCGAAUCAGACACAGUAUCUGGGCUCAUCAAAUGUGAACAGCCUAAUAGAAACAUUUAUGAAUUCACAGCUGCAAUGGAACUGGGAGGACAAAAAAUUGCACUUGGACAAUCGAACAUAGUUCUUCGAGGCUGCCAGCUCAAAAACACUGAUUGGGUUGUCGGUGUGGCAGUGUAUGCUGGUCAAGAGACCAAGGCAAUGUUGAACAGUGCAAUUUCUCCAUCAAAAAGAAGCAAAUUGGAGGGUAAUAUGAACAGAGAGACAUUGUGGUUGUCUGUUUUCCUUCUUAUAAUGUGUGCUGUAGUGGCUGGUGGAAUGGGUCUGUGGUUGGGAAACCAUAAAUCUAAGCUUGAUACUGUGCCUUAUUACAGGAAAAGGUACUUCAAUAGUGGAGCAAAUGAUGGAAAAAAUUACAAAUAUUACGGUCUCCCGUUGGAGAUAUUCUUCUCUUUUCUGAGUUCUAUCAUAGUUUUUCAGAUCAUGAUACCAAUAUCUCUUUACAUAUCUAUGGAGCUAGUACGACUCGGACAGUCAUACUUUAUGAUUGGAGAUACCCAGAUGUAUGAUGCCGAUUCAAAUUCCAGGUUUCAGUGUAGAUCAUUGAACAUUAAUGAGGAUUUAGGUCAAGUGCGAUAUAUCUUCUCUGACAAGACAGGAACUUUGACUGAGAACAAGAUGGAUUUUUGUAAAGCUAGCAUAUAUGGCAAAAAUUACGGCAAUGCUGCUUAUGCAUUGGAUUGUUCCACUGAUGAUGCUUCUGAUGUCCUUGUACACAAGACAGAUAUUACAGAAGUCAAGGAAGGAAGGAGUUGGAAGACCAAAAUAAAAGUGAAGGUUGAUCAUGAACUUGUCUCACUGUUACACAAAGACUUAGUUGGGAAGGAGCGAGAAGUUGCACAUGAGUAUUUCCUUACUCUUGCUGCUUGCAACACAGUAAUUCCAGUCAUAACACAAAGUCCAGCGCCUACAAAUUCUGCUACCAGUGAAUGUCCAGUGCUUGAUUAUCAGGGAGAGUCUCCUGACGAGCAGGCUCUAGUUUCUGCAGCUUCUGCUUAUGGAUACACCCUUAUUGAGCGCACAUCAGGGCACAUUGUGAUUGAUGUCCAUGGUGAAAAGUUAAGGUUGGACGUACUGGGCUUGCAUGAAUUUGACAGUGUACGCAAAAGAAUGUCCGUGAUUGUUCGAUUUGCAGAUGGCUCUGUAAAGGUUUUAGUAAAAGGUGCUGAUAACUCCAUUUUUAGCAUCUUGUCAAAAGCUUCUGAUAUGGUUGAUCCUGGAGGCCCUUCUCAUGAUAUUAAAAAUUCCACACAGAAUCACUUGAAUGAGUAUUCAUCACUGGGUCUGCGGACACUUGUUAUUGCAGCAAAGAACAUUACUGAGGCAGAACUUGAAGAAUGGCAGCAAACUUAUGCAGAAGCAAGCACUUCAUUGAAUGACAGAGUGGCAAAACUCCGGAAAACAGCAGCACUCAUAGAGAGCAAUUUAAAUCUUCUCGGUGCAACUGGAAUUGAAGAUAAAUUGCAGGAGGGCGUACCUGAAACGAUAGAGGCUCUUCGUGAAGCAGGCCUUAAGGUCUGGGUUCUCACAGGAGAUAAGCAAGAAACUGCAAUUUCUAUUGGCCUUUCAUGCAAACUUUUGACACUUGAUAUGCAGCAAGUUAUUAUCAAUGGCAAUUCUGAAGAAGAAUGUAGAAGGCUUUUGGCAGAUGUGAAAAACAAAUAUGGGAUCAAAACUGUAGAUCAGAAAGAUGCAACUAAGAAAAUAAUAAAAAAUGGUGACAACAAAGAUGAUGGCAGCUCACUGUCCAGUAACAACUUUCCUGGCAGUGGAUUACAGGCUUCUAAAUGCAUUAACAAAACUGGUUGUCAUUCUCAACAGCCUUCAGGCAAAGCAACUGGGAUGAAGAACACACCACUUGCCCUCAUAAUUGAUGGCACAAGCCUUGUUCAUAUUUUGGCAAAAGAUCUUGAAAAUGAGCUUUUUGACAUAGCAAUUUCCUGUAAAGUAGUCCUCUGCUGCCGUGUUGCUCCACUGCAAAAAGCUGGGGUUGUUGAUUUAAUCAAGAGCAGGACUAAUGACAUGACACUGGCUAUUGGAGAUGGGGCAAAUGACGUUUCGAUGAUCCAAAUGGCUGAUGUUGGAGUUGGGAUAAGUGGCCAGGAAGGACGCCAAGCAGUGAUGGCAUCAGAUUUUGCAAUGGGGCAGUUCAGAUUCUUGAAAAGAUUACUGCUUGUACAUGGUCAUUGGAAUUAUCAUCGCAUUGGUUAUUUGGUUUUAUACAACUUUUACAGAAAUGCUGUGUUUGUUCUUAUGCUUUUCUGGUAUAUAUUAUGCACUGCAUUUUCUACUACCUCAGCAUUGACUGACUGGAGCAGUGUAUUUUAUUCUGUUAUCUACACAUCCGUGCCCACAAUUGUCGUUGGCAUUUUUGACAAAGAUUUGAGUCACAGGACAUUGCUUGAGUAUCCGAAGCUUUACAUGGCAGGACAUAGACAAGAGAGCUACAAUUUGCAUCUUUUCUGGCUCACAAUGAUUGACACUCUUUGGCAAAGUCUUGUUCUCUUCUAUGUCCCACUUUUGACUUACAGCAAUGGGCCGGUUGACAUUUGGAGUAUUGGAAGCUUGUGGACAAUUUCGGUUGUUGUGCUUGUGAAUGUUCACUUAGCCAUGGAUGUACAUCGUUGGGUAUUGUUUAUUCAUCUCGCAACAUGGGGUUCUAUAGUUAUCACAUACAUUUGUCUAGUAAUUCUCGACUCGAUCCCCAGAUAUCCCAACUACUGGACAAUCUAUCAUCUUGCAACAUCCCCGACCUACUGGCUAACCAUUUUCCUUGUGACAAUCUUGGCACUGCUACCACGGUUUCUUCUCAAGAUCCUGCAGCAGAUGUUUUGGCCAUCAGACAUUCAGAUAGCCAGAGAAGCUGAGAAAUUUGGAAAACUGUCUUACCAUUCCUCCAAGCCCAAACAAGGUGUUGAGUGAUUUAUAAGUUGCUUGUUUGAGCAGACACCAUCUAUGUUAUACGGCUUGCAUCAGUUCCACAGUCAGAUGGCUUCCUUUUGGCGGGCUCUUGGGUGUGCUCCAGGUGGAUGUACAGGGGAAGGGGGUGAUCUUAAACCCCAUGAAGUUUGUAUUAGCUGCCCAAACAUCAUAUACACGCUUACAGAUUCAGGAAAAUGAUCAAGCAAAAGGGACUCCUCACCGUCGAAAAUGGUGUGGUUGCUGCAGAGGACUAUGGUUCCUUUUGUCCAACACUGUACGAAUAUGUAGAUUGAUUUCAGAGGUGACCUUUUGGCGAAAAGAAAGAUGACCGGGGCACCCAAUUUUGUGUUCUUGUGGAUGUCUUUCUCGUAUCCUCUUUGUACCUACCGCACCUAAGCAACAUACGUAGAAAGCUGCCUUUCUUUUC
Nymphaea colorata (pocket water lily) is the source of this 5614-nucleotide messenger RNA. Its product is annotated as phospholipid-transporting ATPase 1-like. Lineage: Eukaryota; Viridiplantae; Streptophyta; Magnoliopsida; Nymphaeales; Nymphaeaceae. Gene Ontology annotation, cellular component: plasma membrane. Bases 1237 to 5187 code for a protein of 1316 amino acids. Gene Ontology annotation, molecular function: ATP hydrolysis activity; magnesium ion binding; ATP binding. The transcript is spliced from 9 exons. Gene Ontology annotation, biological process: phospholipid translocation. The record is from RefSeq and is a predicted model, not a curated record.